AUAUUGCCUACCGCGCAACGAAGACCGUGGUCACCGUGGUCCACAGGCUGAUCCACAAUCUCUCGUUGAUUGCUGCCCCGAUCAUCGCACGACUCAACGGGACCUGCACCGCUCAAAGUCGUGUAAAACCAAAAGCUAUCAAGUUUUGCUUAAUUUUUAUCAUUUCGUUUAUUCAUCCUUUUUUACUUCUCUACACAUUCGCGUACACAACCGUGAAAUUGUUAUUCAGGUUCGAAAUAUUAUUAUGCGCGUUUUGUGCUUAACCGCAGUGGUCGUGCAGACAAUUCGAUGAAAAAAUAAAAAUCAAAAAUCCGAAAAAAAGAAACAAUCGCUCGCAGGAGGAAAGAAUGAAAACGAGAGAAAUAUUAAAAAAGGACAGCCAAUUCGUGAUCAAAUCGGUUAGACAUUCGGCGUGAAAUCACGGUGAUAAUUGUAUCGGUUGAAAAAGAGAACGAGACGUGCAGUAUAAUGUGUGAAGACGGCAAUAAUAGUCGUGUACCAAGAUGACUUUGAGUCAAUAUAAAAAUUUAACCAAAAGUGUUGCGAUUUUCAUAAAUCAAACCCCCUUUCAAAUCUGUCAAUGAUACGAAUUAUUAUCAAGUUAUUGAAACCGUAAAUUUUAUAAAACCAAAAUGGCUGAGAACGGCUGAUUAUAGUUAUACAUAAAACAUAAUUUUGAAAGCAUAGAAUUUGAAAACUGAAACGCCCGGUGAUAUUUUUUGAAAGUUACAUCUAUGCGAUAAGAACCUUACACCGAAUUCAUCUCAGUGCGAAUGAAUAAAUUUUUUAUUGAAAAUAAUGACAAUACUCAUAGCGAUAGUAAUAAAAAGUUUUUUUCUCUUCACAUGGAGCGUAUAACUGUUCACUCACAUUUCAACAAGAUAAAAAAACAAAAGAAAAAAACAGUAAAUUAAAUAACUAUCGACAAUUCAAGCCAACGUGCAAAACGCGGAAUUUCGGUUUUCUUAAACAUAUAAUUCAAUUUGCAUAUGAUUCAAUAAUUCGAACGUGACCUGCAGCCCGGAAUACACAUUUACGUAGUGUAUGCUGGGAUGAAAUACACGAGAAACAUUGCGUGCAGUAAAUCCUUCGGGAAACGUUAGAAGGACAACGUCAACUCGAAAGACACACCGUUCCAAUUAAGGUAUACUCGUCUGCAAAGCGUAUGUACCUGGCCGUACGUCUGUCCGUUCGUUGAGCGAUCCCUUUUAUUUUACCCGCUGCACCCGCAACAGACUUUUUCCAAAGUGAGUGUGUAAUGCACCUGAAUGCUAGUGAAACUCUCUCGUGUCCAACAUCGAAGCUACCUUGUGUUACGUAAAGUUGGGAUUGGAUUGGAUUUUCUCGUAGGCUUUAAUAAAGCCGGUUUCAAACACGUGGAAACUCGAGUGUCCGUUAAUCUUAUAUAGGACAACAUGCGGAGUUGGUUGAUGACUAUCGAAAACGAACUGUACGUACUAAUGCAAGGACUUCGAAUUUCCAAAAGAACGAGCCGUUGUGACAACGUCUGGUGAAAUAUUUGGAAAAAUUUUACAUUCAUCGAUAUAACAAAAUAAAAAAAUUAGGGGAUCUUCAUCAACAUAAAAGAUAGGUAUAAAGUGGCCAGUAACACAAAAUACCCCGCAGACAAUCGGACCUGGUAUUAUAAAAUAAUCAAAACUCAAUAAAAAAGUGAAGUGAAAAUAUCAGGUGGGUGGGCGGGAAAACGAGUUGGACUUUAAUUGAAAUAGGUGAACGAUCGUUGAAAAUUAACUCGUCAGAAUGAAGUUCAUCACCGCGUUGUUCGGGAGUGGAUCCCCGAAGAAGAUGGGCAAGCAGUAUAUGAAAGUUGGAAAAAAUGCCCUUUUCGGAAUUAAACCUAGCGGGAUCAAGGAAAUUUACGCGGAAAAGGGUCCGACACCUCUGAGUCUGCUUCUUUCCAGAAAGGGCAAGGUGAAGCACAGUAGGCUCGCCGUCAUACUCUUCGGACUCUUCGCCCUGGCCAUCGGAAUAAUUCUGAGCAGUAUUCCAUGGGUGGAUUACGUACUGUUGAGGCAACUCAGGCUUUGGAACGGAUCCCUGUCAUUCCAGUACUGGCAAAAACCUGGAGUAGUUCGUCUAACCAAAGUUUACAUCUUCAACGUCACGAAUACCGACGGCUUUUUAAAUUUCGGAGAAAAACCAAAAGUUGAAGAGGUCGGGCCCUUCGUUUAUAAAGAAGACAUGGAGAAAGUGAAUAUUGUCUUUCAUGACAACGGGACGGUGACCUACCAGCAUAAAAAAAUUCUCAAUUUUAUGCCCGAAAUGUCCAGGGAUGGGGACUUGCGUGUGAUGGUCCCGAACAUUCCGUUGCUGACGUUGUCGACUCAAAGCAAGAGCUUACCUCGACUCCUGACGAUGGGCCUUUCGGUGUUUCUGCAGGGCAUGGGGAUCGAACCAUUUGUCCCAGUGACGGCACAAGAAUUGGUCUUUGGGUACGACGAUCCUUUAGUUAGUUUAGCUCAUCGUUUUUUUCCAAAGACUAGAAGACCGAUGAGCAGGAUGGGGCUACUUUUGGGCAGAAACGGGACUCUGAGCGAAGUCCAUACGAUUUACACGGGAAAUACGGGUAUGGAGAAUUUCGGAUUAUUGAACAAAUUAAACGGCCUCGAUCGAUUACCGUACUGGAAAAAUGAGCCGUGUAACUCCAUCAGAGCGUCCGAAGGUUCAUUUUUUCCGCCCCGCGAUGUGACCGGUUCCGAUAUGGUGCACAUCUGGGACAAGGAUGUCUGUCGAAUAAUACCGCUGCAGUAUCGUGGCCCGACUGAUAAAACGGGAAUUAAGGCUAAUCUGUAUACACCACCUGAUAAUGUAUUCGAUCCACCGUCUGAAGAAAGUCCUGACAACGAAUGUUUUUGUCCUGACGAACCGGAGAGUUGUCCCAUUCGAGGUUUACAAGACAUCAGUCCGUGUCAAUACAGUGCGCCAGUAUAUUUGUCAUGGCCACACUUUUACAAGGCAGCACCGGAACUUUUAGAUGCCGUCGAAGGACUGAAACCAGAUCAAAACCUUCAUGAAACUUACUUUAAAAUACAACCGAAACUCGGAGUUCCGGUCGAGGGUAAAGUACGGGUACAGCUGAACCUUAAAGUCGAACAUCAGCCAGAUUUGUCAGCGACGGAAAAUUUCCCUGAUAUCGUAUUUCCAAUAAUGUGGUUAGAGGAAGGAAUCGACGAAUUGACGCCGCCGAUUAGACGGUGGAUUUACCUGUCUACGACAUUCAUGGACAUCGCAGUGCCUUGUUUUACUUAUGGUCUUAUUUUAAUGGGGUGUGCAAUAAUAAUGGCCGUUGUAGUAAAGACUUAUAAAAAUAUGGCGUACGCCCAGGAGGCUGUCGAGUUGGGUAGACGAACGAAAACGAGAAGUUCAUCGCUUAACGUUAACGGUCGGCAUAGGUUAGUCAUUGUCAGAGACUCUUACGUGUUGUUAAAUAAUUCUACGCCAGAGAUUGAAGAGACUGUUGCGGUAUGAGUAAUUUCAUAUCCAAAGUACCAGUUUCCUCAUGAGAAGAAAAAAGAAAGACAACGUCGCCCAAUCAGACGAAUAAAAACAUUUUAAAUUUAAGGUACAUACGUAGGCGUGAGGUGGAUGAAAGUGGGCCUCAAAAUUGUUGUGAAAAAUCACGAAAACCGACGUGUUAUAUACCUUAAGAAUCUGCCUCUAUUAUAAUGAUAGUAAGAAUAACUAUGAAUCAUCGGUCACGGAUGGCAGUGAUUUUGGUGAAGCUUAAGAACAAUGCUUAUCUGCUCUUAUUUUUACUGUUGACCAUAUUUAUUGAAAAUACCUCGAUUGAGAAUUCUUAAUAUUUCCCGUAGAUCAACUAAAUUAAGAGACUGAUCCUUCUAAAAAUCAAACUUCAUAAUUUCGAAUGUGAUUUUAUGGAACCGGGGGAAUUCUGCUCCCGCUUGCAUUUCAUUGCCUUCGAUAGUAUUAUGGUCGUUAUUUUUUUAUUUUUUUUAUUUGAUAUUGUAACGCGAGUCCAGUCAUUAAUUUAAAGAAUGUACUUCUCUAUUUCGAAAAUUGAAAAUUGAAAAUUGAAUGUAAAUCGAAGAUUACCAUGCCAUCUUUAGCAAAGAAGUCAAAUUUUAUUGGGUAUAAUUUGAGACCUGUACGAGUCGAUAGGAAAAAAACUAUUUGGCUUGCUGUGGGUAAAAUCGUGAACUGCAUUCACCGUGACACGAUGAAACUUAAGCUCAAGGUUGAUUUAGUUAGGGUUUACAAUGAGAUAUCAUGUAUAAAAUUAAGGCUGCAUUGGUGCCUCAGAAUUAGGCAUCGUAUGAAAAAAAAAAUUUCUCCCUUUCUGGUUUUGUACAUACGAGGUAAACCUCGAGUAAAAAAAAAACUAACUCGGUCAUUGCUCAAUUUAAUUCAAGCAUAGAUUAUGAUUCAAGAUAUUUAAUAGUUGUUCAUAUUAGGAAUUAUCGAAUUGUAUAUUUUGCACUGAAUGUAAACCGUCCAAUAUAUAAACUUGUGCAAUAAAAUAAAUAAAGUUUCUUGUAUACUUAUGAGUGAAACGAUACAAGUUGUAACGAAUAUUUAAAUUAAAUUUAGCUUUAAUUGCAAUAUUAAUAUUUGCAAUUGAGAAAAAAAUCAGCAAAUUAAUGAUAAUUAAUCGUUCUAUGAUUGAUUAUCAUUACUACAUCCGGAUACAUAAAAAAUGCUUUAACAUUAAUAUAAAUUUGUUAAUUUAGAUCGUAUCCAUUCCCAUGACUAUGACCAUUACACUAUAACGACAUACUUAAUUAUCUACCUAAUUCCGUAUGGUUAUCAUGAUGUAAUCAGCAUAUACAUGAAUAUAAACAUAACUAUCAAAAUAUUGUUAUACAUAUAUAUUUCUAUUUAUACUAUAUACUACAAUAAAAUACGCAAUAUAUACGUGUAUAGUUUUUAAUACAGUAAUUUCUAAUAAAUCGUAUACGGUUAACGUCAAACAACGGAAUAAUAUGUAAAAAAAAAAUUGAAAUCCCCAAUAAUCUCUUAUAAACCAUAACUACGUGUAUUUAACGCACAAUAAUUGAAACGUGUAUUCAUAUUUUUGUAAGGGCAUCAUAUGUAAUAGUUAAAAAAUAAUAAAAAUUUAAAUUUAAGUCGAA
Molecule: messenger RNA, 5111 nt
Organism: Athalia rosae (coleseed sawfly)
Lineage: Eukaryota; Metazoa; Arthropoda; Insecta; Hymenoptera; Athaliidae
Gene: dsb
Product: scavenger receptor class B member 1
Exons: 10
Coding region: 1762-3489 (575 amino acids)
Cellular component (GO): cytoplasm; membrane
Molecular function (GO): scavenger receptor activity
Source: RefSeq, a predicted model, not a curated record